Microthlaspi erraticum is the source of this 1482-nucleotide messenger RNA. The record is from the annotation of a GenBank genome assembly. Lineage: Eukaryota; Viridiplantae; Streptophyta; Magnoliopsida; Brassicales; Brassicaceae.
AUGUCAAUUUUCUUGUGCUUCAUCUUCCUCUUACCUCUUAUCUUAACCCUCUGGAAAAAUCUCAAACCCUCAAAAUGGAAUCUUCCUCCGGGCCCACGAAAGCUUCCGAUCAUCGGAAACUUACACAAAAGCCGAGAGUUAAACCCCAGGAACCGUCGGAAUCUCACCGAAAAGUACGGACCAGUGGUGCAUCUCCGGUUCGGAUUCGUCCCUACGGUCGUGGUCUCUUCGAAAGAAGCAGCCGAGGAAGUUCUCAAGACCCACGAUCUUGAGUGUUGUAGCCGACCAGAGAAAGUCGGGUUUAGGAUGUUGUCUUACAACUACAAAAACAUAGGAUUCACACGUUACGGUGAGGAAUUGAGGGAGAUGCGAAAGCUCUCGGUGGUCGAGCUCUUCAGCCCGAAAAAGCUUCAGUCUUUCAAGUAUAUGAGAGAGGAAGAGAAUGACUUGUUGGUCAAGAAACUGAUGGAAUCUGCUUCGAGACUAUCUCCGGUGAAUCUGAAGAAAACCCUUUACACAUUAGUAGGGAGUAUCGUGUGUAGGACCGGGCUCGGGACAAAUCUCCAUGAGUGCGAGUAUAUCCAUGAAGAUAGCGUCGAGGAUCUUCUCAACAAGGCUGAAUUGCUCACGACGACUUCUAUAUUCUCUGAUUUAUUUCCUGGAAGAAUCGGUGAGCUCAUGGAUUUGAUCUCCGGUCAGAAGAAGAGAUUGGAGAGUGCUUUUUCGGAGCUGGACACAUUCUUUCUGAACAUUCUUGAUUCUCAUCUUAAGCCUGAAAGUACAAAAAUUGAGAGCUUUGAUCUUAUUGAUGUGAUGGUCGAUAUGAUGAGGAAGCAAGACAAAGAUGGUGGCUCUUUCAAGCCCACCACAGAUCAUCUCAAAGGCAUGAUCUCGGACAUAUUUCUAGCAGGAGUUAGCACAAGCACCUCCACAAUGAUAUGGGCAAUGACAGAGCUGAUUAGAAGCCCUAAAGUGAUGAAGAAAGUGCAAGACGAGAUCCGAACAACACUUGGGGAGAAGAAAGAGAGAAUCACAGUGCAAGAUCUUACCAAUCUCCAUUACUUCAAGCUCAUGGUUAAGGAGAUAUUAAGGUUACACCCACCAGCUCCACUUUUGCUCCCAAGAGAGACAAUGUCUGACAUCAAGAUCCAAGGCUAUGAUGUUCCCGCCAAAACACAGAUCUUGAUCAACGCUUAUGCCAUUGCACGUGAUCCAAAGCACUGGAAAAAUCCUGAUGAGUUUAAUCCUGAUAGGUUUGUAGACAGUUCCAUAGAUUACAGAGGACUUAACUUUGAGCUUUUACCGUUUGGAUCUGGUAGGAGAAUCUGUCCAGGGAUAGCGAUGGGGAUCGCCAUUGUUGAACUGGGACUGUUGAAUUUACUUUACUUCUUCGAUUGGGGAUUGCCGGAGAAGGAAGAAGCCGGCGAGACCAUCACCGGAAAUGAAGUUGCUCUUGACCUAGUUCAAGUUCUUAAUCACUAA